UUAUAACUCGGUCGAUAUUUUCGUUUUUCUGCGAGUUAAAUAGAAAAAGACAUAAAAUAUUUUAAGAUUUUUGCACGAAAGGCGAACAAAAAGCAAACUAAUUUUUAUUUCGCGGUUUUCGAAAACACUAACAAUGUGCAAAUUAUAAGAAUAUCAAAAAUAUUUCGCAAAGAAAGAUCUACAACGACGUCUACGUCUUAAUUUUUCGCUUUAUGUGAAUGUUCAUUGUGUGGAAGUGCACGACAUUGAAGUUCCAUAACUGCUGAUUUGCUGCUGUCCGCUGCUGCUGUUGUUGUCGUCGUCGCCACCACAGCCAACAGUUAUAACCAUCACCACUAACCAGCCACCAGCCAAACACCGCUGUCGUUGCCGCUGUCUGUCCCUGGAGCUGUUUUUUUUAUUAUUAUUAUUAUUUUCUUGGAGUAGCCAGCCCACUAUUAUUCUUAUGAGCCAUUUGCAGAUCUUGGCAAAUUUACGGCGGUGUCAUUGAUUUGGCAACUAGACGUGUUCAAGGCAGACAGUUAUCGAAAGGUUGGUGGAAUUGUGGUUCUGUGGUAGGGGGAAAGUGUUGUCCCCCAUUUUCACGGCCGUAUAGUGGUGCUGCGUGUUGUGUGUGAGCCCAGUUAGUCAGUCAUUCAGUUAAUCGGCCAGCAGCCCCUACCAAACCGUUUGUGUUAUAGAGAAGCAGUUGCCAUUUGUUUCAUCCUGCAAUUGUAGGCGAAGGAGGAGGUGGAGGUGCAAGUAUUAAGCCCUUAGACGGCAAAGAACGAUGGUGAGCACCAAUCUUGUGGUGCCAGUUGUGUUGUGGGGGCCCUCGGCCCCCACCCAUUGUGUGUCCAGUGUUUUCCUUUCCGAUGACCACACUACUUUGGCCACAGGAUGUUACGAUGGGCAAAUAUGUUUGUGGCACGUGGAGCCAGUCACUUUGAAGAUGUCACCCCGCUGUCUGUUGGUGGGUCACACAGCACCAGUUUUGUGCCUGGUUCGAGCUUCCAUAAUGGCCGAUUGCAAUUUUCUGGUGAGCUCUUCAGAGAAUGGUGAGAUGUGUACCUGGGAUAUGACCGAUGGCAAAUGCAUGGAAUCCGUUAAACUGCCUCAGGUCCACACACAAAUACAGAGCUAUCACACAGCCAAUAGCAAUGAUGUACGUCUCUUCUGUAUUGGUUAUUAUCCUGAGAUAAUGGUAAUGGACCCCUUCAGUCUGGAGGUCAUCUACACACUGAGUUCAAAAGUAAAACCCGAUUGGAUAUCCGCCCUGCAUGUCUUAAGACCUAUGCGACGCAAAGACGAUGUUGUAUUGGCCAUAACCACCACGGGUACAGUGAAGGUGUGGACUUUGAUUGGCAGCGAGAACAAACAUGCUGAACCAAUUUAUGAAAAUGAAUCGAAAGAGAUUCGCUGUCUAAAUGCCAUCACCAUGAACUGCUGCUCACAAAAUCAACGAACGGUGCUAAUCGUCUGCACCAAAUAUUGGCAGAUUUAUGAUGCCGGUGAUUUCACAGUGCUCUGUUCGGUCAUUGCCCCUACUCGAGAGCGAUGGCAAGGUGGCGACUUCAUCAGUUCGGAUCGCGUGAUGCUUUGGACGGAUGAAGGCAAGGGUUACCUUUAUAAAUUACCGGCGAAUUGUAUACCAGACAAUAAAGAGUUCCAUUCGAAGAGUGUCAUACGCGAUGCACCAUACCUCUAUUAUGUGCUGCAGCAUCCAGGAGAUAAGGUGUUGUCCUGCCCUCCCGCCAUGAAGCUGUUGCGUAGCGAGCCUGAAGGCAAACCAGUGAGUCAUUGUUUACUGCGUGGCGAUUCGGAGGGAUUUAUCUCGGUGUGGACAGUUCCUGAUGUUCCUCUCGACAAUAUUAGUAUUCUGCAAGCAAAACAAAUGCCUCCGCGUACCCUUAAGCCGUCGGUGUGCACCUCUCUGAUAGAGGCUUGGUCCAUAAUGGAUCCUCCCCCUGUGGGCAUUUUAGAUCAGUUAGCCCGCAUAACCGAUCAUCCUGUAAAAUUGACAUCCAGUAUUUAUUUACCUCAACAAAGUCGUCUGGUUAUAGGUCGAGAGGAUGGGUCCAUUGUCAUAGUACCAGCUACCCAAACAGUUAUGAUGCAAUUACUGGUGGGCAUAAAGCAAAACUUCAGUGAAUGGCCCUCCCACCAGAUACUCUAUGGCCAUCGGGGGCGUGUGAACUGUUUGUUGUGCCCUUCUUUGGUGCAUCCCCGUUAUGAAAAGUCUCUUCUGUUGUCAGGUGGAGUAGAUUUUGCCGUCUGCCUAUGGGAUUUAUAUAGUGGAAGUCUGCUGCAUCGAUUUUGUGUCCAUGCAGGAGAGAUCACACAGUUGCUGGUACCUCCAGAGACAUGUAGUCCGCGUAUACUGAAGUGCAUUUGUUCAGUGGCCUCAGAUCACUCCGUCACGUUAUUGAGUUUGCAGGAACGAAAAUGCAUAACUUUGGCUAGUCGUCAUCUGUUCCCUGUAGUCACCAUCAAAUGGAGGCCUUUAGACGAUUUUCUUAUAGUCGGCUGCUCCGAUGGAUCGGUGUAUGUAUGGCAAAUGGAGACCGGCCAUUUAGAUCGUGUGCUACAUGGCAUGCUGGCCGAAGAAGUGUUAUCGGUGUGUGAUGAGCAGACUGCCGACGAUUCCAGUUGCAACACAAACGCCACAAAUUCGGAGGGUAUGGCCAAUCCUGCAGUUCACUUCUUCCGUGGCCUAAAAUCGCGCAAUAUGAACGCCAUCAGGCAUGCCACACAAAGAGGCAUUACCCAGUGGCAGCAGUUGCAUGGUCACAACCAAGGCAACUUUGACUUCCUAAUGAAACACCGCAGCAAUCCCCUCAUCAUUCAGGGCUUACGUACGAACCCCAAGGACGCCGAAAGCCACAUCCUCUUCUUCGAUAUCGAGGGACUUAUUUUUGAGCUGCACAGCGAGGAAUAUGCACAAAUGACUGCCACCGAGCUGGAAGCCCUGGGAGUGGUGUUUAACAAUCAGAAAGACAAAGCGUUGCAUGUUGAGGCCUCCAAGAAGAUCAGUGACUUCUUUGGCAAAGUUAAAAAUAAGGCAGGUGACAUGGAGAAAAUGUUGAAGGACAAAGACAAACAUGGCCUUGUGCAGAAGUUCAAAGAAAAGACAGAGAUUGUGGAAAAGAAAGUGCAGGCCAAGGUGCAGGAAAGUAUUCAAAAAGUGGUGGAGCCCCAAGAUACGCCUACCGACGACGGUAAAAGCGAUCUGCAAGCCAAAAUGGCCUCCAAGAUGGAGGUAACCCAUGUCAUGGAGGUGGCCCAGUUGUUGCUUUCGUUGCUGCACUCAUGGGGCCUAGAUCCCCAUUUGGACAAGGUGUGCGAAUCGCAAUUGGGUUUGCUAAGGCCGAUGGUGCCCGUUUCCUUUGGCAUUCUUUCGAAGGGUGGCUAUAUGUCACUGCUCCUUCCCACAUGGCAGAACAACUUUGAGCUGGGCGAGGGUGUUGUGGUACCAAGUAGCUCGAAAAAGCGAGACAUUCCAGCAGAAUUGCUCAGACAAGAACAACUUACUGUAGUCUUCACUUCCCGCCUGCACUGGGAGUUGAGUACAACCCUUACCUCCAAUCACAUAUUGGCCUUGGUGGCCAUGUCCAACACCUUGUUGUCAAUGAAUUCGGCCUCAUUUUUGCCUGAUAGCGAGCGCAGCAAAAAGCUUAUGCGUUUGGCGCAACGCAGCGACUCCACUUUGGCCACCGAGGAGGAACGUGAGGAAUUAAUUGCUCACCAUAUAUCACAAAUAAAACAAGGAUGGAGCCUUCUCUCCACUCAUCACUGUUUCCUAUUGCCCGAUAAAAUCGAAGCUCUAGAACCAAAGAAAUUCAAAAGACCCCAAGUUGAGAUGAUGGCCAAACGUUGGCAACAUCACUGCAUCGAAAUAAGAGAAGCCGCCCAACAGAUAUUACUGGGUGAACUGCGACGCAUGGGCAAAAGAGGUCGUAAGCAGUUGGUGGAGAGCUGGGCUCAAUAUCUGCCAAUGUUUACGCACACCGAACCCAUUGCUCAACAGUUUCAACAACAACAUGCGGCAGCCAAUGGGGCCAAUGGCCAUGCAAAUUCCUCGGCAAAUAUGUCUGGCGUCGCAAGUAUGGGCUCUAACGGCGAUGGCGAAGAGGACUAUGAGGAAGAAGAAGAGGAGAUAAUACGCAAGCCGUCCAGUCUAUCCGAACUGAAGAGAAAACAGACAACGGCUGUGAUAUUAUUGGGUGUCAUAGGAGCGGAAUUUGGUCAAGACAUAAACCAAGAUUCACCCGUUCGAGGCAGUAUUGGUUCGACGGCAGCCACCACAGCAGGAGAAAGGCGAAAAUCAUCUGUGGUGGAAGGUUUUGGUAUUGCCAAUAACUUGGCUCGUCUUACGUCCAUGGCGUUGGCCCAUCUUCUGUAUGCUCCUCCUACACCAAAAUUGCCUCAAUACACACCGUUACGAAGGGCAGCUAUAGACUUGCUGGGACGUGGCUUUACUGUGUGGGAACCCUAUUUGGAUGUAAGCAAAGUGCUGCUGGGGCUCUUAGAAUUGUCGUGUGAAGGCAAAUCAGUGCCCAAUCUGAAUUAUAAACUUCCGUUGACCCCCCAAGCAGAUGCCUGCCGUACAGCGAGACAUGCCUUGAGGCUGAUAGCAACAGCCCGUCCAGCAGCGUUCAUUACAACAAUGGCACGAGAGGUCGCCCGUUACAAUAGCAUGCAACAAAAUCCUCAAUCCAUUAAUGUGCCACUCACCCAAUCGGUUUUGUUCAAGGCCAAGGGAGAAAUUCUCCAAUGUGUGGAGAUGUUGAUCGACAAAAUGCAGGCCGAGAUUGCUAGUCUGCUGGUGGAAGUUAUGGAUAUAACACUGCAUUGUCUGGACAAUGCCGAGCUAAAGCAACGAGGCUUAGUCGAUGUGUGUCCCUCAAUAUGCCGUUUUAAUCAGGUGUCACAUUGUCAGCAGACGCGACGUAUUGCGGUGGGUGCCAUCAAUGGCCACCUGGCCAUCUAUGAGUUGAGACAAAAUAAAUGUCAGAUGAUACCGGCGCAUACACAUCCCAUAACCUCAUUGGCGUUCUCGCCCGAUGGCAAAUUUUUAGUCUCCUAUUCGUGCAAUGAGAAUCGCCUAUCGUUUUGGCAAACCAGCACAGGUAUGUUUGGCUUAGGCCAGUCCCAGACACGCUGUACCAAAGGUUAUUCCACGGCACCCAUACCCGAUGUGUCGCGUCUCAAUCCCAUGCGUUUGGCCAAACUGGUAUGGAUCAAUAAUCGCACUGUAACUCUAAUGCUAGCCGAUGGUUCGGAGACACGUUUCAAUGUCUAAGCAUUCAGGAUGUGUGCGAAUCGCCACAAUUAUGUGUACAAUCAAUGCAGAAGAAGACAUUUACCCAACGGUAUUAACAUGGACAUCUCCUCCACACAACGCCGGCUGGUAAGAAGAUGGAGAUGUAGAAAAUAAACUAAAAAAAACAGA
This is a messenger RNA of Stomoxys calcitrans (stable fly), 5431 nucleotides long. RefSeq names its product WD repeat-containing protein 7 (gene Rbcn-3B). The record is from RefSeq and is a predicted model, not a curated record. Gene Ontology annotation, cellular component: cytoplasm. The transcript has 2 exons. Bases 770 to 5281 code for a protein of 1503 amino acids. Gene Ontology annotation, molecular function: protein binding. NCBI's taxonomy places the organism in Eukaryota, Metazoa, Arthropoda, Insecta, Diptera, Muscidae.